AUGGGGGAGCCCUCUUCCACAGAUCCUGAGAACGCAUCUACAGGUGGUCAAGCCCCACUGUGGAAACAGAUGGACUUUAUUAGGCCUGUAGGACUAGGGAGUGGGGAUCGGCCCCUUUGCUGCCCCUCAGAGGACUCACCCCACUCCACGGACAGCUCCAAGCUGGUGCAGAAAUGCCUGCAGCAGUUCAUGGUGACGGAGGCACAGCUCCAGCAGAUCCAGGCCAGCCUCUUGGGCUCCAUGGAGCAGGAGCUGAUGGGGCGGAGCAGUCCUGCCCCCACUGUCCGUAUGCUGCCCACUUAUGUGGGAUCCACGCCGCAUGGCACCGAGAAAGGAGAUUUUGUGGUGCUGGAGCUGGGGGCCACAGGAGCCUCACUGCGUGUUCUUUGUGUGACGCUGACGGGCACGGAGGGACAAAGGGUGGAGCCCAGGAGUCGGGAGUUUGUGAUUCCCUCAGAGGUGAUGCUGGGCCCUGGCCAGCAGCUCUUUGACUUUGCUGCCCGCUGCCUGGCUGAGUUUCUGGAGGCGCUCCCCAUGGGUGACAGACAUCUGCCGCUUGGGUUCAACUUCUCCUUCCCUUGUCACCAGACGGGCCUGGACAAGAGCACCCUCAUUUCCUGGACCAAGGGCUUUAGGUGCAGUGGUGUGGAAGGCCAGGAUGUGGUCCAGUUGCUGAGAGAAGCCAUUGAGAGGCAGGGGAUCCCCAACCUCGAUGUGGUCGCUGUGGUGAAUGACACGGUGGGUACCAUGAUGGGCUGUGACCCCAGGCUUGGGCCGUGUGAGGUUGGGCUCGUUGUAGACACUGGCACCAACGCCUGUUACAUGGAGGAAGUGCGGCACGUGGCAGUUCUGGAUGAGGACCGGGGCCGCAUCUGCAUCAGUGUCGAGUGGGGCUCCUUUGGUGAUGAUGAGGCCCUGGGGCCAGUCUUGACCCCGUUUGACAAAACGCUGGACCAAGAGUCCCUGAAACCUGGUGCCCAGAGGUUCGAGAAGAUGAUUGGAGGGCUGUACCUGGGUGAGCUAGUGAGGCUGGCUCUGGCUCACCUGGCCCAGUGUGGGCUGCUUUUUGGAGGUUCCACCUCCCCGGCCUUAAUGAGCCAAGGCAGCGUGACCCUGGAGCACAUGGCUGCGAUGGAAGACCCCUCAGCAGGCAGAGCGCUCGCCAUCCUAGAGAGCUUGGGUCUCAGCCCGCGGGCUUCGGAUGUGGAGCUUGUGCAGCGCGUGUGCGAGGCUGUGUCCACCAGAGCUGCCCGCCUCUGCGCUGCCUCCCUGGCCGCCGUCCUGGGCCGCCUGCAGCACAGCCGGGAGCAGCACACGCUCCAGGUCUCUGUGGCCACUGGGGGCCGAGUGUUUGAACAACGCCCCAGAUUCCUCAGCAUUCUGCAGGAGACAGUGAAGCUCCUGACCCCUGGAUGUGAUGUCUCCUUCGUGCCCUCUGUGGAUGGCGGUGGCCAGGGCGUGGCAAUGGUGACGGCUGUGGCCGCCCGGCUGGCUGCCCACCGACGUCUGCUGGCGGAGACGUUGGCGCCGUUUCAGCUUGACCGCGCUCAGCUGGCUGCGGUGCAGGCCCAGAUGCGGGAGGCCAUGGCCAGGGGCCUCCGUGGGGAGGCCUCCUCCCUGCGAAUGUUGCCCACCUACGUGCGUGCCACGCCCGAUGGCAGCGAACGCGGGGACUUUUUGGCUCUGGACCUUGGGGGCACAAACUUCCGAGUCCUCCUGGUGCGUGUGGCCUCUGACGGUGUGACGAUCUCCAGCCAAGUCUAUGCCAUCCCGGAGCAAGUGACCCAGGGCUCUGGACAGCAGCUCUUUGAUCACAUCGUGGACUGCAUUGUGGACUUCCAGCAGAGGCAGGGCCUGAGCGGGCAGAGCCUCCCUCUGGGCUUCACCUUCUCCUUCCCAUGCAGGCAGCUUGGCUUGGACCAGGGCAUCCUCCUGAACUGGACCAAGGGUUUCAAGGCAUCAGACUGUGAGGGACAAGAUGUUGUGACACUGCUUCGAGAAGCCAUUGCGCGCAGACAGGCAGUGGAACUGAAUGUGGUUGCCAUUGUCAAUGACACGGUGGGUACCAUGAUGUCCUGUGGCUAUGAAGACCACCGCUGCGAAGUUGGCCUCAUUGUCGGAACGGGAACCAAUGCCUGCUACAUGGAGGAGCUCCAGAACGUGGCAGCCGUGCCCGGGGAGUCUGGCCACAUGUGCAUCAACAUGGAAUGGGGCGCCUUUGGGGACGAUGGUGUGCUGGACGUGCCCAGAACCCACUUCGAUGCUCUCGUGGACGAGGCAUCCAUCAACCCUGGCAAACAGAGGUUUGAGAAGCUCAUCAGUGGCAUGUACCUGGGGGAGAUCGUCCGCCACAUCCUGUUGCAUUUGAACAGGCUGGGCGUGCUGUUCCGGGGCCAGCAAACCCAGUGCCUGCAGACGAGGGACAUCUUCAAGACCAAGUUUCUAUCUGAGAUUGAAAGCGACAGCUUGGCUCUGCGGCAGGUUCGAGCCAUCCUGGAGGAUCUGGGGCUGCCCCUGACCUCGGACGAUGCCCUGGUGGUCCGAGAGGUGUGCCAAGUGGUGUCCCGGCGAGCUGCCCAGCUCUGUGGGGCGGGCGUGGCAGCCGUGGUGGAGAAGAUCCGCGACAACCGGGGCUUGAAGGAAUUUACGGUGACUGUGGGAGUGGAUGGGACCCUCUACAAGCUGCACCCCCACUUUGCCAGCUUGGUGGCGGCUACUGUGAGGGAGCUGGCGCCCUGCUGUCGAGUCACGUUCCUGCAGUCGGAGGAUGGCUCUGGCAAAGGUGCAGCCCUGGUCACCGCUGUCGCCUGCCGCCUCGCCCAGACCACCCGGGUCUGA
This is a messenger RNA of Elephantulus edwardii (Cape elephant shrew), 2838 nucleotides long. It is a transcript of the gene HK3, whose product is annotated as hexokinase 3 (white cell). The transcript has 19 exons. The record is from RefSeq and is a predicted model, not a curated record. Gene Ontology annotation, cellular component: cytosol; mitochondrion. Gene Ontology annotation, molecular function: D-glucose binding; fructokinase activity; ATP binding. Gene Ontology annotation, biological process: intracellular glucose homeostasis; glucose 6-phosphate metabolic process; glycolytic process. NCBI's taxonomy places the organism in Eukaryota, Metazoa, Chordata, Mammalia, Macroscelidea, Macroscelididae. The coding region runs from base 1 to 2838 and encodes 945 amino acids.